ACCUCUUGUCAGACGAGGGCCAGAUGAUGCGCAAGUUUUUCACUCGGGAAGGCACCUGCCUUGUCAAUGUCUGGUGAUAUUUGAAGCGACCCUCUUCCUCGCCUCUGGUUCAAUACAGUACUUAUCUAUCGUCGAGUUCCUGGCCUACUUCCGGAGAAUUUACUUUGAUAUUCGCAGAUUCGUCCCCUCUAUUCAACUCCCCACGGUUCCCAGAAACAUCCGCGCUCACCAUGACAAGCAUCACACGCCUCGCCUCAUCUGCCCUCCGCGGUAUCACCGUCCUCACGUUGCUUACAAGCAGCUUCAUGUCUGUCUCUGCGCAACAGCAUCCGAAUGGAGGAUAUGCCAAAAACUGCAUCUUCACAGGCGCAAGUCUGCGCGACGGUCACUGGCUUGGGUGCAACUGUCUGAACGACGACGUUGCCAUUUUCGGGUACAACUACACUUGGCUGGAUCUCAACUUCUGCGUAGGAAACAGAAAUGGGACCUUGGAGAGUUAUGAUACCGGAAACUACACCAAGGCUUGCCGUGACUGCAGAAUCUUCAACAACCACCAUACCAUCUUUCUGAACUGUCUAUGCCCGGACAUGGCGCAUGUACUACACAAUAGCACGCUUGACUUGAACACUACCCUGUACAAUGUGGAUGGGUGCGCGGGUUGUUACAACCACAUGGGGAACAAGUCAUGGGAUGGUCCCCCUCCUUCAUCGUCAAACCACACUCUGUUGUUCCUUUGACUACCUGUAGACCUGCAAGAGUCCCAUUGGAUGCGCGACUCGUACUUUGUAAGACUAUCGCUAAAUUGAUGCUUCUUAAACACAUUUUAUCGUCAUGCAAAGUCUGUCCUU
Neurospora tetraspora is the source of this 848-nucleotide messenger RNA. RefSeq lists its product as uncharacterized. The transcript is spliced from 4 exons. The record is from RefSeq and is a predicted model, not a curated record. The coding region runs from base 231 to 737 and encodes 168 amino acids. NCBI's taxonomy places the organism in Eukaryota, Fungi, Ascomycota, Sordariomycetes, Sordariales, Sordariaceae.